AUGAAUUCUCCCUCCUCCAAUUAUUCAAUUGCCGAUUUGCCAUUGGAAACUGAUGGGUGGAGGAGAAGCAGGCGAAAGUUGUCGGGAGAGAAGGGGCUUGGGAGUGCAGCGGCUGCCGCAACAGAAAUUACGCUUUUAGAUCCUUCUGUAACAGAUGCAAACAGCCGCGCCUUCUCGUCGAUUACAAAACCCCUGCAGAUUCCAAAUGGCUCCCCCGUAUCGGCUAUUGGAUCUGCACCGACAUCCGGACUGCUGCAAUCAGUUCCAGGGUUUGAUUUAAUGCUGGGAUAUAAUACCAAUAGUCCAAAUAGUAUAUACCCUUCUAUACCCAGUGAAAGCUCGGCAAUUCCUUCAACUCUGCAAGUCAGCCUUCAAGUGCCGUCUGUACCAGCAGCUCCUACGCUCCUCGGGAAACGGGCAAAGCAAAGGCGUGAUGGGGAUUGGAUGUGA
This is a messenger RNA of Fraxinus pennsylvanica, 450 nucleotides long. The record is from the annotation of a GenBank genome assembly. NCBI's taxonomy places the organism in Eukaryota, Viridiplantae, Streptophyta, Magnoliopsida, Lamiales, Oleaceae.